CCAAAAAAUAUGGCAAAGUUCAUGGUCGUAUUACUAUUCCUCACCGCAAUGGGUAUGUUUGCUUCGUGUGAUAUACCCAAUGUGUUUGAGUUUUGUACUGCUCUCAUGUCUGACAGACAAAACUCUUGCAAUGUGGCAACAUGCCGAGGAAGGUCGGGCAAGAGAGGACCAAUUGGUCCACUAGGAAACAAAGGUGAAAAAGGAAACACUGGCGCAACAGGAACAUCGGAAGCACUAAAAGGAAGAGUAAAGGAAUUGGAAGAUACGGUUGCCUCAAUGAAGAAAGUCUUCACAUCGAAAUUGGAAUUCUGUUCAAUGGGAAUGAAGUCCAGAGAAAUUCUGGAUUCAGAUAUAUCGACAUCAUCGGAUUGGGAAAGUUUUCAUCAUGGACAAUACGGAAGAUUAGAUGAACAGCCUGCAUCUAAUCCAACUUCAUAUGGAGCAUGGAUUUCUCGAAAUAAUAGAAUUGGAGAAUGGAUUCAAAUCGAUUUAAAAAUACCUAAAUCAGUGUCCGGAGUUGUGACACAAGGUCGACCGAAAGUAAAAAGUCAGUGGGUGACUUCCUUUAGAGUCAAAUGUGGAAAUUCUACAACAAGUUUUCAGGCUAUCAUGGAAACUAAUGAAGAGAAGGUAUUUCCAGGGAAUAGUGAUCGAGACACCAAAGUCACAAAUAUAUUUCCCAAUCCACUGGUUUGCCGCUACGUCCGACUUUACCCUCAGAGUUGGCACGGUCACAUUUGCAUGAGAAUGGAAAUACUCAGAGGAGAAUGCUACGACUUAUACUGAGAAACGAAUGAAAGAGACAACAAACUUGUGUUGAAUUGCUUGUUUUUAAAAUCAUUAAAUAUUUGUGGAUGAACGUGAUUUUUUGUGUGCAUUUAAUGUUGUUGAAAAUUUGAUGUUACA
Molecule: messenger RNA, 906 nt
Organism: Styela clava
Lineage: Eukaryota; Metazoa; Chordata; Ascidiacea; Stolidobranchia; Styelidae
Source: RefSeq, a predicted model, not a curated record